UGUCCCAUUGUACCAAUUGACUGUGUCAUUAGCCUAUUAUUACUGUUCCUAGGCCCAAAUUUUAAAGUUCAACAAACAAGACAAAAAAAGACAAAAUAGGAACCUGAUCUGAUCAGACGCCGAUGAUUUACUGCGCCCGCCACCACGUAACAUGGGUUUCAUCUUCAUCUUGAUGCUCCCACCACGGUCUUAUCUUCACUGCAGGGAAGAUGUAUGAGUUCUCUAAUGUUGAUGGUUUUCUGGAGAUAAGUGAAUCCAUGGCAGAGAUGAUCAAGUACGUGGCUAAUGAACCAUCUGUUGGGCUUUUCUUUAUCCAACAUCAUGCUCAGAAUGCUGUGCCCAAUGUCAUCAAAGUUAAGAAAAAUCUUGUUGAGAAGUCUCAUGAAACAACUUUGCAGACACAAGAUUUUGAGGACUCCAUUGCAAUGGUUCGAUCAAUGAAAGAGUGCGGAUCUCCCAUAGCUAAUGGGAUGAUAGGAGAGAUUAAAAAAGCUAUGGUGACUAUGAAAACAAAACAACCGAAAAGAGGGUUAAUCCGUCCCUCGGCAUCAGGUUCUCAGACAGAAAUUGCCAGCUUUUGGGGUAAAACUACAUUUCAUGCUCAGGAAGGUGAUGAAAAAAGGAGCAACUACUUUUCAAAUGUUUUCAAGUCAGCAAAAAAGAAGGUUAACAGUCUCAAUUGGCAGCAACCUGAUGCUAGGGGAUCAAUAGAUUCCAAAGGUGAGAAGCCACAGGUGUGUCUUGAUUCGCAAUUAUCAACCACAUCUGCUAGCAUUACUUCAUCUUUACAGGGUACUGAAACUGAUGAGUUACCCAUGUCAAGCCAGGUUGGAGGUGAGUCUAAAUAUGAAGAGACAGAUGCUAGUGAUAUUAGUGUUAAGUUAUUGUCAGUUUCAGAAAGAUAUGAUGACUUCAAAGCUAAUAAAGAAGCUAAGCUAGAGGAGUGGCUGGAAGGAACCAGCAACCUUGAUGAUAAUUGCAUUACAGGUGAUGAAAAAAGGUGAGUUUGGCUACACUUCAUAAAAAGUUUUAGCUAGUAUAUACUUACCGAUACCCCCGACAAACACCCAAAGUGAGAAAGGAAGAGAAAAGAGAGAAGUUAUGGAAGUGAUAUAUGAUAUGAUUUGGUAAGAAGAGAGAAAAAUGAGGUGUCUUUGAGUGUCCAAGUAUCAUUACUGGCAUACUUUUGUGUAAUAUUUUAACUGUCUCUGAAUAUUUGAUUAUACAUAAAAUUAUUUGUAAUGCUGUAAAAUGUUCUGUGAACAAGCAUGAUAAUGUAUUGGGUUAAUCACAUAUGACCCUGCAUUCCUUCCACGGUUCUACCGAAAACAUCACUAUCAGCUUCCUUAUGAGGUGCAAUGUCGUUGUAAUUAGAAGCCAUACCAACAUCUAUGACUAUUUCUUUGGUGUUUUUGUUUUUUUAAUUUCUUUUCUGUUGC
Molecule: messenger RNA, 1439 nt
Organism: Lotus japonicus
Lineage: Eukaryota; Viridiplantae; Streptophyta; Magnoliopsida; Fabales; Fabaceae
Exons: 2
Coding region: 210-1004 (264 amino acids)
Source: RefSeq, a predicted model, not a curated record